Messenger RNA from Encephalitozoon cuniculi GB-M1, 666 nucleotides. RefSeq lists its product as uncharacterized. Lineage: Eukaryota; Fungi; Microsporidia; Unikaryonidae. The record is from RefSeq and is marked provisional. The coding region runs from base 1 to 666 and encodes 221 amino acids. The transcript has a single exon.
AUGGUUAGAAGGAGCUUGUACUUUUUGGCUGUCAUGGGAGUUGUGAGGAGUAGCAGUGGCCUCUACAUACCCAGUGUUGUUUUACAGGAGUUGGGGAUUGCAUCCUCUCAGGGAUGUCUUAUGAUUGCAGAGACCAAUAAUGGAAACUUUGGGAUUGUAAGUAGUGGAUUAGAAAACCCGGUGUACAUCACAGAGAGCCCGCAGGGGCACCGCGAGGUCAGCUGGCAGCCUGUAAGAGGAGAAGAUAGAGCAGUUCCAAUCUAUGCACCCAGUGCAGAAGAAGUAAGAGAGAGCAUUUCCUCGGUAAGAGGAAGUGAGCCAGGCCAGUACAUUGCACCUCAACCAACAGGAUUUGUUCCUGCCUCUACUCCUGUGUUUGGAACUAUCGAAAGCGCAUCUACGGCAGGAGCAGCUGUGCCUGUAGAAGGAGUGUUUGUAGCAUCUACAGAAAACCCCGCCAGCACGGGGUCCUCCUCUACAUCCACAUGCCCACCCAAGGGCACAGCCGGUACCACCGAUAACAAGGGAAAAGCCGGUGGUGCUGCUGCAGAUGACAAGAGCAAGAGUUCUUCCUCCUCUUCCUCGAAGAAGAAGAAGAAGGGAGCCAAGAGUCUUGUGGCACUUGGAGCAGUUGCAACUACGGCUCUGUUCUCAAUUGUGAUGUAA